UUGGACCUAAAGUAAAACGUUUCGUAUGAGAAUAUUUAAUUUUAAUAAUAGGCUUCUUUCAAUUAUUAUGUUUAUUUAUUGUAAAUGUUAUGACCCAAAAGCUUUGGCCUUGAUAUUAAUGAUAUAAUUAACGAAAAAAUACAAUUUAACUAGAACAAGAAAGAAAAAAAUUAGUGCCUUACUUUGAUUUCAAAAGUAGGAAAUACACCAUGGAUCUGCAGGCUGAAAUAAAUCGGUUGAAGAAAGAACUAGAAGAGAAAAACAAGGACUUGGAAAUUGCUGCUAAUAUAGGCAAGAAAUUAUUAGAAAAUAACAGUUACCUUAACUCAUGUCUGGACUCUUUGCCUAAGGACUAUUUAAAAAGGAUUGAGGAGCUUGAACAAGAAAAAUACAGCUUGCAGUUAAAACUUGAUGCUAAAUGUGAAACUGAAAAAACUCAAGCAUCUGAAAUUGAGACCUUAAAAGAGAGUCUUGAAACUAUAACUACAAAAUGUCAGCAACUAUCUAAAAAAGAGCAUGAACAAAUGAAGAAAAUUAAUGAUCUUAUGAAGCAGAAUGAACUGCUGGAAAAGAAUUAUUUGGAGAUUUAUCAUCAUGAGGAUGGAUUUAAAGAAAAAGUAAUCCUGUUGGAAGAACAGCUUAAAGAAACCCAAGAGCAGAUGCAGCAAACUCUGUUAAAUGAGACAGCAGGAGAAGAAUUUCACAAAUUGCAGGCUGAACUUCACAAAUUAUUCAUAGAUAAGCAAAGCUUAGAACAAGUUCUUGCUAGUACUGCAGGAGACCUGGAGGGUGCAAAAAAGAGGGAACAGACUUUGUUGAUGAUGUAUGAGACAGCUAAACAAGAAGUUUUGGAGAAAAACCAUGAAAUUGCUUCUUACUGUGCAGCUUUACAG
Messenger RNA from Limulus polyphemus (Atlantic horseshoe crab), 893 nucleotides. RefSeq names its product BICD family-like cargo adapter 1. NCBI's taxonomy places the organism in Eukaryota, Metazoa, Arthropoda, Merostomata, Xiphosura, Limulidae. The record is from RefSeq and is a predicted model, not a curated record. The transcript is spliced from 5 exons. The annotation marks the transcript as partial.